This is a messenger RNA of Rhagoletis zephyria (snowberry fruit fly), 6681 nucleotides long. Its product is annotated as serine-rich adhesin for platelets-like. The record is from RefSeq and is a predicted model, not a curated record. Lineage: Eukaryota; Metazoa; Arthropoda; Insecta; Diptera; Tephritidae.
UUGGCCGAGUUGGUAAGACGAUACGGAAGAAAAGCAACGGUGAAGAGAAUGAAAAGUCAAGCAUUUAGUUGCCUAAAAACGCUAUGUGUGGAUGGAGUGUGUGUCCACAGAAGUACAUAGAAUGAAUUGAAACUGAAGACCAGUUGGCAAAAAAAAACCAAUUUGUUUUUUUUUUGUGAAAUUCUAAAUUUACAAAUGGAAUGCUGUGCGCAAAAAAUGUGAAGAAAAAAUUAAGUUUAUGGAAAUAUGUAUGUACUCGUAACUGUGCGAAAGAAAAUUUGUGAAAUUCUACAAGUCUAUAUAAAUUAGACGAGCAGAAGAGGACGAUUGUUGAAUAAAUAAAUAAAAAAUAAAUAAAUUAUUUCAGUCUCCCAAACGCUAGAGGCACACAAUUUGUUGUGAAUAUGAAUAACAUUUUGAAAAAAUUUCAAAUAUUUCUGUUUAUUUUAAUUAAUGCAAACGAUGAGAAACAACUGCUAAGCAGCAGCGAGUAAGAAAAACGAAAAAAAAUCAACUGCUUAAAUUUGUGACUGCCAAACAAAUGCUAUUGCAACAACAAAUUCAUACAACGAAAAAUAAUAAAAAGUAGCCAAUAACAAAACGCAUUCAAAAACGAGUUUCCUUUUGAUACAAGACUUAAAUGUCCGACUGUGUUUUUGACGCGCCCGCCGCCGCCGCGCACUACGCCGCCCCUUGAUUGUAUGUAUAGUAAGACAAUAACAAUAAAAAGUGCAACACAUAAAACAACAACAUCAACAAACUCAAACCACUUUUUUGCGUGCGCAAUUCGCCUGCUGCAUUUCCUACUUUUUUAACUCCAUCUGUCGUCGUUGAAGAAGUGCCUUAGUAGUUUGGCAUUGGUGUUGGUUGCUGCUGCUACUUCUUCUUCUUCUUCUUCGCGCCCAGCAUUGCAGCUGCAAUCCGCCGCAACUCUCAGCACGUUUUUGUCUUUGUUUCGCGUGUAUUUGGUUUAUUAUUGGCUAUAAAAAUCGUUAAAAUACACACAUAUAUUAGCGAACUGCGCGACUGUAACAGCAACAACAACAACAACAACAAAUGCAACAGCAACAAACCAUAAAAAGUGGUAACAAAACCAGCAUUGGCAAACUUGGCAAACCAACGACGAAAAACUACAAAAAAAGGACAACACAAAAAACAGAAUUACGACUGCAACAAAAAAGCGCAAUUGGCGGCAUUUAAAGUGCGAAAAAAAAGUACGUGGAAAAGCCGUUACGUGAAAAAUUCUAGAAAUUCAGCAAAGGAAAAAACGUAGCAGGAAAAACAACAACGAAGGCAAAUUGAAUAACAAAGUUUCGGACGCAUAGUUGCAGGAAAAAGUGUGAGAGACAGUGGGCGAAAUUGUGUGUUUAAUGGCCUUUUUUUUUUUUAGUGAAACUGCUUUAAGUUGUAUGGUAUUGAAUAAAACAUGAUCGGUGACACAAUUUUGUGUAGAAUUCGUUUGUGAGCAAAGAAAAGGUUUUGCAGAUUUUUAUCGUCAACUCGCUAAUAGCAAGGAGUUAGGCUGCAACGUUUUUAAAAAGGUCAUUUUAAUUCGCGUACCACUGCUAGCUUGCCUUUUAUUAUGUCAAACAAAUAAAAAUAUCUUCAAAAUUCCGCUCGGCUACAUUCAGUGCACCAGAAAUACUCUACAAAAAAACGUUCACCCAAAUCCCCAAUAGCGGCCAUCGGCAUGUUUGGCCUAUUGGGCUCCUCGCAAAUCUAUGGACUACAACAAGUGCACGAAUACAACAGCAGCGGCGAAUGCCACAUAAACAACAAAAGUGCAUCAUCGACACACAUCAGCAACAUCAACACCAACAUCGACAACAACAACGCAAAUAUCACCACUCACAAGCAACGCCGUUCCACAUCAAAUAACUCAGAGAGUGGCAGCAAAUUUUUCGCUUCACUUAGUUCCAUGCAAGGCAUCAAAUCGCCAACGAAUUUCAUUGAAAAAUUCAUUAAAAACGAAUUACUCAGCGGCUACGAAACUAUUAAAAAUUACAAAAACUUUCAAAAUUCCACAAACGCAAGUGGUUCGAAUAGCACCUUCUUUACCAGCCACCCAAGCAUAGACGAACACUCAACGGCAACUGGUUGUGGCGGUGGCAGUGGCAGUGGUGCAGGCGGUAGUGGCGCCGACAACAAUAUCGCCGAAAGUCUACUGACAAGUUUCAAUUGCCUACAGGGCAGCUAUCGCAGCAAUUGUGAUGGUGAAUUCUAUGAGCCGGUGAAUGUGCGUUCACAGCGUAAGCAAUCAGUGGCCAACACACUAACAACAACAACAGCAACAGCGGCUGUAACGCCUGCGGCGAAACGCAACACGGAAGCGGAUAUGACGAUCAAGUACUCGAAGAACUUGCUAGCCAACACCCCAGACGAACAGUCGCCUGCAACGUUGCAAAACUAUCAGAAGUUGUCGGAAUGCGAACAAGAUUUGUUGCUAACGCAAUCGAGCGGCGCGAGUUCGGGAGAAUUCAAUAGCGAUGCGAACGGUGGCAGCAGCGGCAGUAGCAAUCAGACGACAACGCCGGUGAAUAGCUUGUACAAGCGUUUGUCGUUUGGGGGUCGGGGGUCGAAAAAUUCGACGGACAAUGCGGCGAUGUCGACGACGGCAACAGCGGCGACAAACGAAAUUGCUUCCGACUACUCUUCGUCGAAUAACUCAUCCUCAUCGGCAUCCUCGACUCUCUCAUCGAAAACCACCUCAUUAUCCCUGAAAUCCAUUGACUUACAGCGCACCUCAUCCGCCUCAUCGUCGGGCGAUUGUGCGCCACUAUGCGAACGCAGAAAGUCCUCACCAAACGCCGACUCAGCUGACCCUGCCCAUUCCAGCGGCGCGCAGCAGCUGACGCCAGAACGUGCGCAACGCCGCAAACUCAUCUCAAUGAUCUCACAUUUUGAACAGCAGAAUAAGCUGCUUCAACGCGAGCUAGCAAAGGAGAAGCGGCGGCGUAGCGAAGACCUCGCCUGUGUGGCUAAGUCGCUGCUUUGCUUUGAGUCCAAGCUGAAAAAGGAUAUGAUAGCGGUGAAUCACCGCCUAUUGGAGAAGGACACGGAGAUAUGUCGCUUGGUGCAACAAAAUCGUGCGUUGCGUAAGCGACUGAUAAAAAUCACUGAGGCAGAAGGAGAAAAUGCACGCGACGAAGGCGUGGUAGAGGAUGGUGAGCCCGAGACUGAGGCUGAGGGUGAGUGUGGGGGCGAGGAUGAUGAUGAGCGAAGCGGAAAAACGAAGAAAUCAGCGCUGGAGCGUGGAACUGCGCCAGCAUCGGCGUACAGCGAUCGACAAUUGCUGGAAGACUGUUUGGUACUCGAAGCUUUGCAAUGCAUUAAUUGUAAGAAGCAAUUCUAUGACAUUGACCUUAAUGAGAGCUGGACACAGAAUACGCAGAAAGAUGGUACGAGAAAAAAUGUUGACCACACCACUGAGCACGGCUCAUCGAGUGAUGAUACAGUCUCAUCGUCGUUUUACGGAGCCCGGCGCAGUGUACGCUACACCAGCAAACGCACCUCCGGCACUUUCCGCGACUACAUGCGUUCACGUGCGAUGAACAUCGACGAUCCAGCGUUGGACAACAAUUCGGAGGAGAAUACGAGCACCAUCAGCCGCGAUGACUCGCAAACCAGCUACGAAAAGCUCAACAUCUACUCGCGCACCAUUGAACGCAUGCACGGCGUGAAGGGUGAAAGUGAACGCGAGUCAGAGCAGAGUGGCAUGGAGGGCACAGUGCGAUCUGUUUCACGACUGAGCAGCAAGAGCAGCAGCAACAGCAAAGGUAGCCUAAGCAGUUGCAGCAAAAAUAGCGCCAAGACUGCCACACCUCAGAUUGAAGAAGACGAUGGCAUAUUUUCACCCACACAAGAUGACGACUUCGAAGAGCCAGAGGAUGAUGGCGGCCGCAGCAUUAAGAUUGUGAUGCGCCGUUCUACUGACUUUUCCGAGGCUUCGCCCAAGCAAGUGUACGAAACCUCCACCGACGAUUGGUAUGCCAGCGCCUCCGAUCAGGAGGAAAUCACACCAACUACAGCCGCAAGCAAAUCGUAUGCCCACGGUGCUGUUAAUCCUGUGCUUGAGUGUGUCAAUCAGAUCCUGCUGCAGCAGUCCAUGGAGGAGCCGAUGGCCGAGCGCGCAAAUGAAGCGACCACUGCAGGCAGCAAGCUCGCGCAAUGCCUGCAAGUGGGCUACAGCAAUUCCACUUCCACAGCCAACUUGCCACGCCGCAGCUCACUGAGCGGACGACGCAGCUCGCGCAACAAUAGCCACUCUAGCGAUGGGCAGCCAUCUCGAAAUGGCACGCUGACACGCAAGCGCGUGCACUUCUCAACCAAGAAUAGCAUGGUGCAUGUGCCACGCAACGACGAACACGACGAGGAGGACGAAGAUGUCGAUGAUGACGUAGCGCAGGAUGCGCAAACUACGAACGACGCAAUGAUCUCAAAUCUAGCGCAAUAUCAUUCCAUGAGCUACUAUCCGCAAGCCACACAACAAGCCGCCUCAACAAAGACUGCAACGGGUAAUAUCGCGCGAGGCGGCAUGCUUGCCGAAGUACCCGAACACGAACGCCUCGAAACGCUUAACUAUGAGAGUAUUUAUAGCAACGAAUACGAACCGAUCGGGUCCGAGCAUAAUUCCUCAAAUCUCUAUGUAGACAUGGAGUCCACUGCUGCCAAAACAACGGCGACUAAUGCAACAAGCAACGCUGUGAGCGCAGUUGUAAAAGUACCAAAAAUACCGCCAGCAUUGCCGCCGAAGCCGGCAAACUUGUUGAAGUUCAAGAAAUCAUUGCAGCAACUUGACGAGCUGCAAGACGAACACCUGCACCAGGACGGACCUGCAGCACCUGAACCGGACUACUGCUCAAUUUCGGAGGUAAAUGUUGGCAUAACUAGUGUGCAAAUUGUCGCAGAUGUGCACAAGGCGCCCGAGUCGGAAGCUGAUUCAGAGUCAAAUUUGGGGCUUGAAGCGCCUAUCUCCGAACUGGACGCAGAAGUGUCGACGGUUGCCUCGGAUGAGACAUGCCCCGUCUCCCAAAAGACUGAUGAGAUCGAAGAGAUUUUCGCUGAUGUACCAAAACUGCCGAAUGUGGCGGCCAUAAUAGCGCCGAAACAGUCAAAGUUUCCGCAACCACAGCAACUGCAAGCGCUAAAGCGCCCAAUGCCCUCAAGUGAUUACCUAUUGAUGUCACCUAAAGUAGAAACGCCUAAUAUGAAACUGCAGAACGCGCGUAACGCCACCAUACUCAAUACUGCGACUGCGACAAAGCCGAAUUCCGCUGGCAUAAGCUCCCCAAAUAAUAAUAACAGCACACCGAAGGUACUCGGUCCCGCAACAGUGGACUACCUGAACACGCCUAUUAAAUCGCCCAACCGUCCGGACCCCAGCGCGCUCAAGCUACACCUGCAUACACCCAGCCCACUGCAAUACAAACGCAAGCAUAUGCCGAACAUACUAGCCGAAAUCAAUAAGCGCAUGAGUUUGCCCAACUCGCCAACUACGCCCACAGCGCGUCUGACAUUCACGACGCCUGCGAAGCCGGCAAGCGCCACAAAAACGACACUGCAACAGAAAUUGGAGAUUAACACGCCGACCAAUAUGCCUAUGCAAGCUGAAUUCGAUUGGUACAAUUUGGAUGCCGAGUAUGGCCGAACACCAUCACAACAACCCGAUCUGCUCAAAGUGAGCGAUACGCUCAAUAACGGCACUAUGCUCGCCGGCAUACACGAAGAUGGUGAAAGUAUUGCGACUGCAGCCGAUGAGUAUAACUUGGAUGAAGAAUUCUCACUUGCUGGCGAUAAGCCUGAUAUACUAAGUGCUGGCAGUGAGCCGGACAACGAAAGCGCCGAGGAGAAGAGCGAAGAAAGUGUAGUGGAAAAUAAAAGGACGGCAAAACCCCAGCUGACAAUCAUGAAGCACACGACGCAGGACGUUGAGAAUACUAAACUCGAAAAAGUAGCCGCUUUAAAUGCGGCCAUUUGUGAAGCUGUGAACUUUCCAAUGUUCGGUGAAAGUUCGCCGCUGGUGCCACCUUCGCCAGCAGUGGUGCAGCAGCACCAUGCUAAAGCAAAGAAAAUUAAGAAGAAUUUAGCUAACUUCGAGAAAUUCAUCGAAGGUUCGGGCUUGAGCACGAAGCCGCUACCGAGUAAGCGAAAGAUCUACUUUGCCGGGCCAUUUGUGUGAUUAGAGGAAGGCGAAAGAGUAUUUUAAACUGGGUGGACGGAUAGUAAGAGAAUGGAGAGAAAGUAAAAGCGCGCAAUGAGACAAAUACGAGUUAUUGCGGAGCUUUAGUGAUCAAGAGAGCGUCCAGCAAAGCGGUAUGCUAAGUGUGGUUUUUGUGGUUCGACUAAAUAUUAAAUUUAAUUUAACUUUAAGCAGACUUUCUCACGAUCCUAAAAUUAUUUUUUAUGUAUUUUUUUCUCGCUCAUUUUUUAAGUAUUUCUUAAAUGUAUUUUUAUUGAGUAUUUACUGUGUGAGUUUAGUUUAAAUCAAACUAUUUUUAAUUUAAGUUAAAGCUGUGGUGUCUCCUGUUUAUGUAAUUUAAUUUAAGUAAAAAAAUUCAACUAAACCCCAAAUAUAAGGUAAACAUACAUGAUUUUUAGUUUAAGUUAGUUUUUUUUUUUUUUGGAAAAUUUUCUUGAAUUUGUAGCGAAAUAAAUUACUAAAAUUCAGUUAAGUGACGAACU